Molecule: messenger RNA, 2065 nt
Organism: Passer domesticus (house sparrow)
Lineage: Eukaryota; Metazoa; Chordata; Aves; Passeriformes; Passeridae
Gene: PIM3
Product: Pim-3 proto-oncogene, serine/threonine kinase
Exons: 6
Coding region: 309-1277 (322 amino acids)
Biological process (GO): regulation of mitotic cell cycle; negative regulation of apoptotic process; protein autophosphorylation
Cellular component (GO): cytoplasm
Molecular function (GO): protein serine/threonine kinase activity; ATP binding
Source: RefSeq, a predicted model, not a curated record
UCUGCCUGUGCCUGUCUGCGCCCCGAGCGGCUUUCGCCGGGUGGGAGAAGAAACGCGGGAGCGGCGCGUUCUCUGAUUGCGUCUCCGGAGGACUUUGUGCGACCGACACCUGGACUGCUGCCGGCGGGGACGGACCCCCAAGGACUUCGUGGGUUCCCGCUCCCGGCCGAAGAAGGAGCCGCGCAGAAGCUUUCGGCGGCCCGCCGCCCUCCGCCGGCUCCGGAGAGAGCAGAGCCGCGCCGAGGCGAGAGGACGCCGGCGGAGCUGCCGCGGGAACUAACUCGACGUUUCCCCCCCCUCCUCGGAAGAUGUUGCUUUCCAAGUUCGGCUCGCUGGCGCACAUCUGCAGCCCCAGCAUGGACCACUUGCCGGUGAAGAUCCUCCAGCCAGUGAAAGUGGAGAAGGAGCCGUUUGAUAAAGUCUACCAGGUGGGCUCCGUGCUGGGCAGCGGGGGCUUCGGCACCGUGUACGCCGGGAACAGGAUCGCCGACGGGCUGCCGGUCGCCGUGAAGCAUGUGGUGAAGGAGCGGGUGACCGAGUGGGGCACCAUUAGCGGCAUCAUGGUGCCCCUGGAGAUCGUCCUUCUCAAGAAGGUGGGCUCCGGCUUCAGAGGGGUCAUCAAGCUGCUAGACUGGUACGAGCGGCCCGACGGGUACCUGAUCAUCAUGGAGCGGCCCGAGCUGGUGAAGGACCUGUUCGACUUCAUCACGGAGAAGGGUGCCCUGGACGAGGAGACGGCCCGCGGGUUCUUCCGGCAGGUGCUGGAGGCGGUGCGCCACUGCUACGGCUGCGGAGUGGUGCACCGGGACAUCAAGGACGAGAACCUGCUGGUUGACCUCCGCACGGGCGAGCUGAAGCUCAUUGAUUUUGGCUCAGGGGCCCUCCUCAAGGAUACAGUCUAUACCGAUUUCGACGGAACGAGAGUAUACAGCCCUCCAGAGUGGAUCAGAUACCACAGAUACCAUGGGCGGUCAGCAACAGUAUGGUCUCUGGGAGUUCUGUUAUAUGACAUGGUUUGUGGAGACAUCCCUUUUGAGCAAGAUGAAGAAAUCUUGAGGGGGCGAUUAUACUUCAGGAGAAGAAUUUCACCUGAAUGUCAACAGCUGAUCAAAUGGUGCCUUUCACUGAGGCCUUCAGACAGACCAACACUUGAGCAGAUUUUUGACCAUCAAUGGAUGCACAAAUCUGAAGUAGUGAAGUCUGAGGACUGUGACAUAAGGCUACGGACCCUUGAUACUGAUGUAUCUAGCACAAGUUCAAGUAAUGAGAGUCUGUGAAUUACUAAGGACCUCGCACUGGGAGGGGGAGCUUCAAGCAGAAAGACCACAGUGCUGCUGCCAAUACAUAGGAGGGGCUAGAAAAAUGCAUUCAUUAUUCUGUAGUUGAAUCUUUGUCUGAGGGACUUGAUUUUGUUUUCCCCCUUUGCUGGUUUCUGCUUUGGAAUGAGAGAUUUCCUUUGGAAACGCUGAUGUUUGGGAGUUGCAGGCCAGUACUUAGUCAAAGACUGACCUUAUUAAGAAAGCAGUGACCUCUUGAAUACAUGGUAAACUUUUUUGCUCUCAUAGAGCCUGGACUAGAUUUUAUUUGCUUUUGAGUGCCUUUUUGAAAGCUGCUUCAGUGGGACUUUCUUUUUUGAGCUGUCUAUGUCCAAAGAAGAUCCAGUUCAUUAUAGGAAUUUGCUCCCUUUAGACUCAGUGCUGGAGGAAGCAGCUCCUAUGAUGCAUUGGAGAACCUGUUCGGUGAUUGAAUGAAGUAGUCCCAUCCACUGGUGAUGGAAUACUUGAACACAGACAUUUCACUCCUGCCCCCCUGCCCUUUACAAAUCCAACCCACCUCUGCUGCUCAAAAUAUUUCCUAUAGCCUGCACAGAAAUAUGAACAGGUAUAUCGGCUUCUUUAUCAGAAACAUUUAUUCAUGUUUCCUUUUAUCAUCUCUACCAUUGGGCAUGAGAAGCCCCUUUCUCAACUCCCCCCAGCCUUUUGUCACCCUGCGAGUCUUAAAGUAUGUAUGGGCAUGUUGAAUGCACAAUCAAUGCAAUAUUCAAGGACUUCUACUUUUUUUUUUU